This is a messenger RNA of Arabidopsis thaliana (thale cress), 712 nucleotides long. RefSeq names its product RING/U-box protein. Bases 153 to 584 code for a protein of 143 amino acids. NCBI's taxonomy places the organism in Eukaryota, Viridiplantae, Streptophyta, Magnoliopsida, Brassicales, Brassicaceae. The record is from RefSeq and is marked reviewed. The transcript has a single exon.
UAACUAUUUCCUAAAAUCUCGUAUUCAAUCCCAACAAUUACUCAUUCCUGGUUACAAUUUUCCUUUCACACAAAUAUUUUUUAUACACUCUCAUAGCUUGAAAAACCUAACUCUCUCUUAACUUCUUUUUUUCCCAUCAUUGCAUAGAGAUUAUGGAGUGUAUUGUGGAUGAUGUAUCGGAUAGUACAUGUAUGGUGACGCCAAUCUAUUAUUCGAAAGAAACAACUCAAGAUCGUCAGACUUUUUUGUUUGAUUUUGAAGUUGUCUACACAAAAGUGCCUGAGCCAAAUAGUGAUGGAGAAUCUGACUACAUGUCCAGUAAGGUUAAAACAAGGACUACAAAUCAACUUCAAAGAUAUGGUCGAGACGAGUUCAUUGGUCAAGAUGAAGAACAAAUCAAAGCCACAAUCUACGAAAUCCUCAAUGAUGUUGGUGUUCCUCCGUAUCUAGGGAUCAUGAAAACAUUUGCUGAAGAAAUUCAAAGCAUAUUGAAUUCACCUCUGGAGAAAUUGGAGAAGAUAAAAGUAAAGAUUGAAGUUGUUGCACACAUGUUUCCUGAAGAUGAUGAGAUCGAUGUUGAGUGAUUUAUUAUUCUUUUGCAUCUUGGUCGUUACAAUGAUUCCUUCAUUUGCUUCUAGGUUGUUUUCAGUUUUUUACUUUUACAUUCUAUAAUGUUCUAAAGACUAAGAUAUUUUGCUAAGUCUUGAGUGGA